Rangifer tarandus platyrhynchus (Svalbard reindeer) is the source of this 1053-nucleotide messenger RNA. The record is from the annotation of a GenBank genome assembly. NCBI's taxonomy places the organism in Eukaryota, Metazoa, Chordata, Mammalia, Artiodactyla, Cervidae.
AUGGCGGGCGGGCGCCGCGGCCCGCUGUUCGCGGCGCUCCUAGCCGCCUGGGUCGUGGCGGUGGCGGUGGCGGAGGCGGAGGCCGACCAGGAGCAGGCCGCGCGGCCGCCGGAGCGGAGCCUGGUGCGGCCCAUGACCGCUUCAAACUGGACGCUGGUGAUGGAGGGCGAGUGGAUGCUGAAAUUUUAUGCCCCUUGGUGUCCCUCCUGUCAGCAGACUGAUUCAGAAUGGGAGACAUUUGCAAAGAAUGGUGAAAUACUUCAGAUCAGUGUGGGGAAGGUAGAUGUCAUUCAAGAACCAGGUUUGAGUGGCCGCUUCUUUGUUACCACCCUCCCAGCAUUUUUCCAUGCAAAAGAUGGGAUAUUCCGCCGUUACCGUGGCCCAGGAGUCUACGAAGACCUGCAGAACUAUAUCUUAGAGAAGAAGUGGCAGUCUGUUGAGCCUCUGACUGGCUGGAAAUCCCCAGCUUCUCUAACGAUGUCUGGAAUGGCUGGUCUUUUUAGCAUCUCUGGCAAGAUAUGGCAUCUUCACAACUAUUUCACAGUGACCCUUGGAGUUCCUGCUUGGUGUUCUUACUUCUUUUUCGUGAUAGCCACCUUGAUUUUUGGCCUUUUCAUGGGUCUGGUCUUGGUAGUAAUAUCAGAAUGUUUGUACUUGCCAUUUCCAAGAAAUUUAUCUGAACAUUCUGAGCAGAAUCUCAGAUCAGAGAAGGUUCAUAUAACUGAACAGUUGCAGGAUGUAGAGGAGGAAAAGGAUGAUUCAAAUGAAGAAGAAAACAAGGACAACCUUGUAGAUGACGAGGAUGAGAAAGAGGACCUUGGGUACGAGGAGGAAGCAGAGGAGGAAGAGGAGGACGGCCCGGCUGCUGGUGUGGACGAGGAGAAGAAUGAAGCCCAGGACCCGGAGCCCCCGAGGGAGGCCCGGGAGGACGAGGGGCCUGGUGAGGUGGGAGAUGACAGCCUGGAGCAGCCCGGCCCGGCUGGCACAGAGGCGGUGGGAGACUCGUUGAGACAGCGCAGAAGUCAGCAUGCUGACAAGGGGCCGUCGGCCUGA